This is a messenger RNA of Hipposideros armiger (great roundleaf bat), 2226 nucleotides long. It is a transcript of the gene TPM3, whose product is annotated as tropomyosin 3. NCBI's taxonomy places the organism in Eukaryota, Metazoa, Chordata, Mammalia, Chiroptera, Hipposideridae. Bases 100 to 972 code for a protein of 290 amino acids. The transcript has 10 exons. The record is from RefSeq and is a predicted model, not a curated record.
GACUCCUAGUCACUCCCCAGCAGCCCCUCCUUUCUCACUGACCCUAGUCUCCAGUUCUCCAGCGUUCACAGGUGAGCUCACCAGCGGCCACUGCUCGCGAUGGAGGCCAUCAAGAAAAAGAUGCAGAUGCUGAAGCUGGACAAGGAGAAUGCUCUGGACCGGGCAGAGCAAGCUGAAGCCGAGCAGAAGCAGGCGGAGGAAAGAAGUAAACAGCUGGAAGAUGAGCUGGCAGCCAUGCAGAAGAAGCUGAAAGGGACAGAAGAUGAGCUGGACAAGUAUUCUGAAGCUUUGAAGGAUGCCCAGGAGAAGCUGGAGCUGGCAGAGAAGAAGGCAGCUGAUGCUGAGGCUGAGGUGGCGUCCUUGAACCGUCGAAUCCAGCUGGUUGAAGAGGAGCUGGAUCGCGCCCAGGAGCGCCUGGCCACCGCCCUGCAAAAGCUGGAGGAAGCUGAGAAGGCUGCCGAUGAGAGCGAGAGAGGUAUGAAGGUUAUUGAAAACCGAGCCUUAAAAGAUGAAGAAAAGAUGGAACUGCAGGAAAUCCAACUCAAAGAAGCCAAGCACAUCGCAGAAGAGGCAGAUAGGAAGUAUGAGGAGGUGGCUCGUAAGUUGGUGAUUAUCGAGGGGGACUUGGAACGCACAGAGGAGCGAGCUGAACUGGCAGAGUCUAAGUGUUCUGAACUGGAGGAGGAGCUGAAGAAUGUCACCAACAACCUCAAGUCUCUUGAGGCUCAGGCGGAGAAGUACUCUCAAAAAGAAGACAAAUACGAGGAAGAGAUAAAGAUUCUUACUGAUAAACUCAAGGAGGCAGAGACCCGGGCGGAGUUUGCCGAGAGGUCGGUAGCCAAGCUGGAAAAGACCAUCGAUGAUUUGGAAGAUGAGCUCUAUGCCCAGAAACUGAAGUACAAGGCCAUUAGCGAGGAGCUGGACCACGCCCUCAAUGACAUGACCUCUAUAGCGUCUCUACAGCCAACUUGAGCGAAACCGCCUGCUUUCUAAUGAACUGAAGCUAACGCUGCAUGAUCUGUGUGACUGAUGGCAGGGAGCCCUGGUGCUCAUUAAACCGAGCUUAUUGCUCACACCACUGACCUGGACCCCAGCAAAGAGCUGAUUGUCUUUUAAAAAGUGAUUACGUUGCCCUAAGCAAAUUGCUUUUUAAUUGGGGCAGUUAGAAUACUGAUUUUCUAAGAGCGUUGUAAAGUGGGAGUAGUCAAUGCUGCAUUUCUAUCCCUUUUCAAGAGAUUUUGUGGGUGACGAAGGGAGGGGCAUGAGGUUACAGUGAGAAAAUCCGGGAGCGUUUUCUGUUUUUCACGUUUGUUUGCUGCUCUUAUGCGCUGACUGUAGGAUACGUUCCCUUGCAUGGCUGUUUUCUAACAAUAAAAGGACUGACCUGGCAAGAUGAUGUAACUGCUUAUGUACAGGCCCAGUGAUGGGCCCUUCUGACGGGGUGCGCAGAAGGGAAGGGGAGGAAAAGGUCUGUGUGCCAUCACCUCCGAGAUGAAGAUUUGAGUAUUUUCCCCACUUCCCCAGAGCAGUCAGGGGUUUGCUUGCUGGGCAGAUUAGAUUUCUCUUUGAUGUUCAGCUGCUCAUUCUCUUCCUGGCAUUUUCCCUCUUGCUUCUUUUUCCUGGUUUUAUGUUUAAUGUAAGUAACUGUCACAGGCUAGUUUGGACAAUAACUGCAAAAAUCUGUUAAGGUUUUGCUUACAUGUAUGUGUUUGGUCGUAUUCUUGGCUUUGUUUUUUUUAGAGACGCUUUGACUUACCUGUGGGGUUCGUAGAUUUGUCCCACCAGUUCCUUUCCUCUACUUUUUGGGGUAAAGCUGGUAGCGCGUGAGGCUCCUCCUGUACUCCUUUCAAGUUGAGAGCUGAUGUGUCUGCUGGUAGAAAUACACCCAUCCCUGUUCCCAGUAGUCAAACCCCAAGUAGGUGUUGUACCCUGGGCAAAGCCUAGAAGAGUGGAUGGAUGUCUGAUGUUGAGGGCUGCCUCCUUCAGGCACUGAAAGCUGAAAGGCUUGGUUGGGUGAGGGAGGGAAAAGAAAUGGCUGAUAAGGCCCCCAGUUCCCUCCCCCAGAAGCCCAGCAGCACCUGCAACUUGAGGAAGCAGGCCUGAGGCCCUGCAAAACCGAGUGACGCAAUAGCUCACUUCUGUGGCUGAGAAGGCAGCUUUCUGCAGUUCUCAGAGUGGGUAGACCUUGCAGCUUACUUCUGGGUUUUGUAAUGUUUCUCCUUUACC